AUGAGCGUAGAAGGAACCAAGAGAGCGAGGAGGGCCAAAACAUUUACUGGUUGUUGGACUUGCCGCUCAAGAAAGGUAAAAUGUGAUCUUGGAAAGCCUUCUUGUCGUCGCUGUGAAAGAUCUGGAUUUGAAUGUGGUGGAUAUGAUAUUAAACUUCGAUGGUCCCCACCGAUUAAAUUCAACAAAUACGGCGUUCAACUGCCAGCCAACCCUAGCUCAUCAGCAAAAACCGAAGAACCUCAAUUUCAACGGAGAAACAUAGCAUUUGUGCAUUAUAAGGAUGAAUACGAGUACUACGAAGAAAUGGAUGAUGAAUUAUCCGCUUUGCAUUCUCCCUCUUUGAGUAAAAUUGCGAAUGGUCAAACUUGGAUGAUUAAGAAAUUUGGCGUGUUCAGAGGUACAGAUCGAGUCAAGAAGAAAUAUGUACCAAGGAAAAAGAGGCGACAGAAUGGCAAUCAACACAAGUCUCCAAAGCCUUCGAAACACGAAUCCAAGAAAAGUGAAGAUAACAUCGCUCCAAAUCUUUCCACCAUAAGUUUAGAUGCCAAAGAUUCAUUCGAAACCACUAAAAUUGCAAACCUCUUUGAUUUUGACUUUUCUUCCAUCAAUUUUCAUGGUAAUGAAUGGAUAUCAAAUGAGUUGCGGGAUGAUGCACUGUUAUCAGCAUCCGCAAUACAGGGUGUCGCCAUGAAUAGCUUUUCAUUUCAGCAUGAUGAGAGUCGAAAUACGAACUCAUCAUCGAGGAAAGAUGAGAUAAGUGGCACCCUGGAGUCACCAGCUUCCGCAAAUUUGGAACAGUCUAAUAAUCAACAUCAAGAUUUCGGUGUUUCUCAAAUCUAUAAACUCCUUUUUCAUAGAAGUGAGGACAAAACGAACACAAAAGGAAAUAGUCCGAAAUUUGUUGAUCUCAGCAAUGCCAAACCAUCGGUUGUUCCUUUAAAUAAUGUAAUAUUGAUGGAUGCACCUGGGCCAGAUGUGCACAUGCCACGGAGCGUUUUGGAGGUAGUUCCUUCGGCUUUACCUGAUUCUAGCAUUUUUGGGACAAAUGAAGAUUCUGAUAUACUUUUAAGAAUUCCGACAACUGGACUGCGUGUUCAUGGCUUAGCACGAUUUUUGUUAAAUUAUUACUUGCAGAAUGUGGUAGAUCUUAUGACAGUUGUGGCUCUACCCACAAACCCUUGGAGAACUAUUUAUUUCCCUCGGGCUUUGCAAGCAUUGGGCGACCUAGCUGGUAUCGGUUACACCUCUAAUUCAAGAAACUCACUUCUAAACGCCAUCCUAGCUGUUUCCUGCUUUAACUUGCAAAGCAAAUUUCCCCGAAAUUCCCCGGCGAUGAAGUACUAUCUACAACUAGGAAUUGAGUUCAGAUCACAAGCUUCAAGCUUCUUGAAACUUUGUCUAGAGACUAGUGUAAAUCAGGAGAGAUAUAAAGAUAUUUUAACCGCAAUCCUAUCCAUGAAUUCCAUUGAUGUUGUAUGGGGCACUAUGGCUGAUUGCCAAUAUCAUCUAACAUUAUGUGAGGAAAUUGUUGAGAAAAGGAUGAAAUCUCGACCUAAGAUUUCUGACAAAGCAAGGUCUCUUCACAGAAUUUUUUCAUUUUUAAAGUUGAUACAGGACAGCACAGCCCUUGAUAGGGUGAAAGACAAAGAAAUAGUCAUAAAAGAUGAUGAGGACGCAGGGGAUCCAGAGGAAAUUGAGCAUGGGACUGAUGGAGAGUUCAAAGAAGCGCUGGACGAAACUGACGGGAAAAUUCGUAUUGAAUUUGUGAAACAGAACACCAGCAACGCAAGCACUCCAAUAUUCACAAACAUUGCAAGCGAAACAUACUACUAUCCAAAAACUGCAACAACAAGUAGCGACUUCCUGAGCAUCGAUGCACUUUACGGCUUGCCUAAUUCAAUGAUUCUUCUUUUCUCUGACUGUGUACGCCUGGUGAGACACCGGAUGUACUACAGGACGAAUAAACUGAACGUUCCUCAAAAAUUUAGAAAGCUUUGUGCAGAAUUUGAGAGAAGACUUUUGAAUUGGAAAUCAGAAUGGGACUUUUACAAGCCGUAUUCCAAGGAAUUUUUGAACGAUACUGUAGAGGGAGUGUACCAUCACACAAUGAGUUUCUACUAUAGUUUAAUACUUUAUUACUUCACGAUGGCAAGAGAUUUGAACAACAGAUUGCUGCAGUCUUAUGUUGAAAAAGUUCUUAACCACUUGACAACUCUGACAGGCCUCAUAGAAGACAAAAAUGUUAAAAUUGUGCCGCUGAUUUGGCAAGGCUUUAUAGCUGGAUGUGCAUCGGUGGAUCAGUCCUUGCAAUUGCAGUUCAAAAACUGGGCUGCCAAAUUAGCCAAUUCUGGAAUGGGUUCAUAUUGGGGCGCUCGACAAAUUAUGUUUGAAGUUUGGAGAAGGAGGUUGAAUGGGGAGGAGCAUGACAACUGGUUUGAUGUCUAUAAAGAUUGGGAAAUGAACUUAAUGUUAUCAUAA
This is a messenger RNA of Lachancea fermentati, 2478 nucleotides long. The record is from the annotation of a GenBank genome assembly. Lineage: Eukaryota; Fungi; Ascomycota; Saccharomycetes; Saccharomycetales; Saccharomycetaceae.